UUCACAGUGCAAACACAUAGAGAGCCAGUCAACUACUCAAUCUCACAUUCACGUUAGAGAAAUUGAGAGAGAGAGACGUGCGGACAGAAGCUGAGCAGUAGCCGAACAUUGAGCUGGAGCUGUUAAAACAAUUAUUUAUAUGCUAUUAUUAAUAUUUCUAUGCUGUUUUAAUGUGUGUGCUUGAGUGGAACUGGACGGGAAUUUGGAUUUAAUAUCGGGUAUGAUGCUCAACUGACAUAAACAUGGACUGGACUACGUGGAUGUUUUUGGUCGCUUUAACAAACGUCCCAGUCUACGUAGCAGGUGAACCACUCCAGUUAAAUGUGACGUUAGACAUAUGGGAGGGAAACGUAAUUGUGCUAUGGGAUCCCCCUGAAGGAGCCCCCGCAUAUGCCCUUUAUCAAGUAAAGACAGCACUAUAUUUGCAUCCUGAUGCUGAAUGGAACAUUGUGCCAGAGUGUAACAUGAUCACAGAAACUAGAUGUGAACUUGGGAACUUGUUAUACAAACAGUUUAUGAAAAUAAAGAUCGGACUGUUUGAUGGAAACAGCGACUUUUCCUGGUCAGCAGGAAAGCGGAUCCGUUUAUACGAGAGCAAAUUGUUGGCUCCAGAGUUUGACCUGUCUUCCUCCCCCGGAACGGUGAAGGUUAAGAUUUACAGAAAGCCAUUUCUCAAUGAACUUUUUGAAUAUGGACCGAUUUACUCAGUCAUUUUGUACCCGAAAGGACAGGAGAGUCAGGCUUUAACAGUAAAUGAUGAUGAUGAAGAUGGAGAGGUGGAGUUCACUACAUUACUGUUAUGGCAGGAGUAUUGUGUCCGUGUGAAGGUGGAGAUGAUGUCUAAUGAUGUGAGCAACACCUCAUUGCCGCACUGCAUAUAUACAUCAGAAGACACGUCCCUGGUGAUCUCCAUGGCCAUUAUCGGAGUAGUUGGAGUCAUGUCCUUCUUCAUAUUCGCAGUCUGUUUCUUUCUGAAGCGUCCUGGUAAAAUGCCCACUGUUCUGAAAUCUGCUGUGCAUGUAUGGAACCCUAUGAAUGUAGGAUUGAUCCAAGUGGAAACAGUCACUGAUAAGGGAUGGCUCCUGACUAGCAACAAAACAGCAGGAAAGGUUAAAGCAUUUGAUGAGAACAAGGACCUUUUGGAGGAGGACAAAGAGAGAAGGGAGAGUACAGACAGUGGAGUGAGUGUCGGCCAGCAGCAUUCGAUUAAGAACCGAGGCACAGAUGGACUUACAGGACAGGAAGAUAGCGGCUGUGGGAGUCUGACAGGCACAGAGGACAGUCUCAGCAGUGGAAGAAGAAGCCUGGAAGAGCUCCCUUUUCUAGAUGGUGAAGUAAAUGAAAGUGAAAGAAAAGAGGACAGUGGCUUGGGAAUGGGAAACCAGGAUGCUUCCGACAGUCUCAAGGAAACAGACGGUGACCUCCUUUCUGAGAUAGUAAUAGUUGGGGAUGGAUAUCGUAGUCAGAGUCCUUCAGCUGAUGCUGAAAGUGAAACCAAGAUCCCAUGUGACAUAGACGCUAACAUGGCCUGCCCUAGCAGUGGCUAUCGGUCUGGUCAUGUGACGUGCUCGUGUUCUGACAUUGAAACUUGCAUGUGGUGCAGAACCAGGAAGCUUCUAACAGACAGUGAUUCAUUGUCUCAUGAGCAAACUAGCUGUACUUUUGCAACCGAUACUGACAAUGACAGAUCGAGCUAUUUGAACACAUCACCUUUACAGUCCGUGAAUGUAUCAGGAUUGGAAGAUUCGUCAAACGAGAACUGCGGCGAGUCGUCUCUUUUUAUCAGCUGCCCGCUACUUCUACAAGAACCUUGCCAGCUGGACACUUUACCUCUUAAAUUAGGAGAUGUGGAACUGACAUUCACGUGAGACGUGAGACUCUGUCAUGAAUGUGAAAGCUCUGAACAAAGCGUAUCUGCUGUUUGUCCAGCCGGCGUUUAUUUCUCGCAUAGAUGCUAAAUAUGGCUGUGUCGCUCAUACUGGACUAUCAGAUGUGGGACUGCCCCUCUGUGACUUCCUGCAAGCACUGGGUGAUCUAUAUGCUGUUUCACCUAUAUGCUGUCAUAGAGAAGACAGUCGAGCUUCUACUUAAGUGACCAAGAGUGUGACCAAGAGUGAGAUACUAUCGGAAUAUGAUAAUGAUGAUGCUGAGUCUAAUCUCUUGUAUCUCCCUCACCAUUGAGCAGUGCUACAGAAGCUUCCUUAAAGAACCUUUAAAUGAUAAGUUCUUGAUAGUCGCUUCUAGAAGAACCUUUAAUAUCCAUGGAAGCCUUCAACUGCGCAAAAGAAAGUAAAAAGAAAGUAAACCAUUGUUCUUCUGAAAACCUUUAUAUUUCGGAGUGUAGUGUGAAGAACAUUAUAAAUAUCGGAAAGCUUUUUUCCACUAUAAAGAACCAUUUGCUCAAUGGAAUUUUUUUGUAAAUGUUAAAAGGUUCUUCGUAGGAACAACAAUGACGAUGACAGUAAAGAACCUGUACAUACACGCACGCAAAUUUGCACAUGCAUUGUACGUAUUUAUAUUUUAUGUAUGUACUGACGUUUCUGAUAUGCUGAAUAUUGAGUUGAAUGUAAUGAAAUUAUGGAAAAACUACUACUACUAAUAAAAAAUCCAUGAAUUAAAAA
This is a messenger RNA of Puntigrus tetrazona (Sumatra barb), 2621 nucleotides long. RefSeq names its product interleukin 10 receptor, alpha (gene il10ra). The record is from RefSeq and is a predicted model, not a curated record. Gene Ontology annotation, molecular function: protein binding. Lineage: Eukaryota; Metazoa; Chordata; Actinopteri; Cypriniformes; Cyprinidae.